This is a messenger RNA of Parathielavia appendiculata, 1230 nucleotides long. RefSeq lists its product as uncharacterized. Bases 1 to 1230 code for a protein of 409 amino acids. The transcript has 2 exons. Lineage: Eukaryota; Fungi; Ascomycota; Sordariomycetes; Sordariales; Chaetomiaceae. Gene Ontology annotation, molecular function: carbon-sulfur lyase activity. The record is from RefSeq and is a predicted model, not a curated record.
AUGUCGACAGUAGCCCUGCAAGCCCAAUGCCUCUGCCGCGCGCAGACCUUCACCACGACCGUCGCCACCGCCUCCCUCCCGCUCAAGGGCUCCUGUUGCCACUGCACCUCGUGUCGGCACUUCUCGGGCGCCCUGCGCUCCUCCGACGCUGUCUGGCCCGGGGAUCCGGUGCUGAAACGGUAUCAGCACUCACCCCGGGUCAACGUCCUCUUCUGUGGCACGUGUGGAAGCGGCAUGUUUUUUGAGGAGUGGGACGACACGGAAGCGAAGGAACGAGGCGGGGUGGAGGAGGCGAGCUAUCUGGUUUUCACCGGGGUUCUGUCAGUGGUGGAGGGGGGGGCAUUGGAGGGAAGGUUGCCGGUGGUGUUGGAGGACCAUGUAUUUGUGGGCGAUACGCUGGACGGGGGCGCGGCGUGUUGGUUGCGGGGGAUUAACGGGACAGGCCAGCCCCAGGCGAAGGUGUGGUUGGGCCGGAGGAACCAGAGCGAGGAGGUGAAGGCUGGGACGCAGUGGCCUGCGGUGGGUAGUCUGAUGGAGCAUGGGGCAAAUCUGAAGGGCGAAAAGGGCGAUGUGCCGCUGCGGUGUCACUGUCGCGGGGUGGACUUGGUGCUGCGGGCCGGCGAUGCUCAGAGGGAGUUUGAGGAGAUGCAGAAGAAUGGGGAGGAACUGCCUCGGUUUGUUGACCCCCGCACACACAAGUUGCUGGGCGAACUAGAUGCUUGUGACUCGUGCCGGAUUUGGGGCGCGUCCGAGUUGUUCAACUGGACAUUUGCUUGGCUCAAGCACAUUUCGUUUGCAGGAGCUCCGGACAAAGGUUUCCCUGCGAACACGGCCCAACUGAAAGCGGCAGUCGAGGCAGCAGAUGACAGCUCGCGCGAUCCCAGGCUCGGCACGUUGGCUGUAUAUACCAGCUCACCACACGUCCAGCGCUACUUCUGUGGGCGGUGCUCGGCCAGCGUGUUCUACACCAUUGAUGACCGACCAGACAAGGUUGACAUCGCUGUUGGGUUGCUGGAUUCUCCAGACGGCGCGAGAGCCGAGAGUGUCAUAUCGUGGUCGUGUGGGCGGGAGACAUCCUGGAGGGACGACAUGAUUGGCACCUGGAGGGUACGCAUGUUGCACGCAGUCGAGAAGGAGGCGGAGCAGUGGCGGAUUGAGAGAGGAUACCCAACGAUCUGGUACAGACUUGCACAGGAGCAGGUUCAGCAGGUUGGAGGAGAUGCCCCCUGA